This is a messenger RNA of Spinacia oleracea (spinach), 978 nucleotides long. Its product is annotated as kinesin-like protein KIN-10A. The transcript has 3 exons. Bases 323 to 643 code for a protein of 106 amino acids. The record is from RefSeq and is a predicted model, not a curated record. NCBI's taxonomy places the organism in Eukaryota, Viridiplantae, Streptophyta, Magnoliopsida, Caryophyllales, Amaranthaceae.
UACAUUUACUCUAGAUGAAUAUCCUAAAUUACAACUGGUCUCCUAGCAUAUUAAAUUAUAAUUUAUGAGUAUAAUUAUUCUCAUAGAAAAGGAAUGUUCUUAUUGUUCAAAUAAAUUAUGUUAUCAUUAUGUUAUAUUGAAGUUAAAGACUCUCAUUUCAGGUAAAACUUGAAGUGACGGGAAAGAAGACAAAAGUGCCACAUUUAUAUCUGGAAAUGAAGUUGGAAAAAUCUUGAGGGAGAUACAAGAAGUGGAAAAGGGAAGGAUUGUCUGAAGCACGAAUUUGCAAUGACAGAAGUUCGAGGAGCCACUUUGAUAUUGUAUGAUAAUCUUGGACGCUCAGACUGUUGGUGGAAGGCUGAUGCUUGUCGACAUGGCGGGAUCAGAGAAUAUAGAACAAGCUGGUCAUGUUGGCUUAGAAGCCAAAAUGCAGGAGUCUUUUAAGGACAACAAGUCAAAGAUGUUGAUGAUCUUGUGUGCAAGUCCAGAACUGAAAGAGACCACACACAAAACAAUAUCUACACUCAAAUAUGGAGCAAAGGAGAAAUGCAUUGUUAGUGGUCCACAUGCCCCUGUCAAAGAUAAGAUCAAUGGCAAUGAUUUGCUUCUUCUGUAUUAUAGGAUCCAGAAUAACAAAAAUUGAUCAGUUAAUUAUGAAGCUAACAAUGGAGAACAAGCAGAGAGAGUAAGAAGUUUCUUCAGAAAAAAGAGGAAGAUGUUUCACAGUUGGGGGCAAAGUUCCAGCAUGUGAGAGGAGAAAGAGUCUUUCAAAAAGAACAUGCAACCUUCACUAAAGUACUUGUACUUGUAUACUUUUAGCAAACAUCAUAAGAUUAUAUUACAUGGGCAUUUAAUAGAACUAUUACUUGCAUUAGUUACUUUCUAAAUGAAAACUAGAAUUACUUUAACCAAUUAAAAUUGAGAUACUUUAGCUAAAAUAAAUAAGCUAUUAAUUUCACUUAUUGGAUUUGGCUAUGU